AUGGCGGACUCCAGCAACGCAACGGCUUCUCCUUCUUCUCCUUCCCACGACAGCCCUGAACCUGAGACGAGUCUAACUGAACUAAAAGGGAUGCUAUCCAAUAUUCAAGAAACCUUAUGGACGAUGAAACAGGAGAAUCUUAGCCUAAGAGAGGAAGUAAUGCAUUUAAAAACAACUCUCAAAGACGAAAUGCUAAAGUGGAAGAAGCUGGACUCCACGUUGGAACAAACUUCAAAAGAGAAUGCAGAGCUAAAAAAGGAGCUCCAAUUUACCAAGCAGAAAUUGCAAACAGUCACCGAGGAAAAAGAUAGAAUUGACUUUGACUUGGAAGAGUUGGAGCAAUAUACGCGUAAAAACUCUCUAGAAAUCCGCGGCAUCCCUCAAGAAGCUUAUACCACAACCGAGGAUGUUAUUUUAAAGAUAGGAGAGGUAUUGGAUGUGCCGAUCUCUCCGGGUGACAUCAAAAUUUCUCACCAGCUCAAAUAACAAAACAAACCAAUUAUUGUCAAAUUCCUGAGCCACAAGGUUUAAUCCAGUCUUUAUAAUCCAGUCUUUUGUUUCCCACGUCAAAUUAUGCUACUUCACUAGGACAAGGAAAUCGUAUCUUCUUAAACGAAAACCUCACAGCCUACCGACGUAGUGUUGUCAAAAAAGCAAAUGGUAUGAGGAAAAAUGGACUGCUCGUUAGUGUGUGGACAAUCGAU
This is a messenger RNA of Porites evermanni, 704 nucleotides long. NCBI's taxonomy places the organism in Eukaryota, Metazoa, Cnidaria, Anthozoa, Scleractinia, Poritidae. The record is from the annotation of a GenBank genome assembly.